This is a messenger RNA of Penicillium digitatum Pd1, 2064 nucleotides long. RefSeq names its product biotin--[acetyl-CoA-carboxylase] ligase BPL1. The record is from RefSeq and is a predicted model, not a curated record. Gene Ontology annotation, molecular function: biotin--[biotin carboxyl-carrier protein] ligase activity. Gene Ontology annotation, biological process: protein modification process. NCBI's taxonomy places the organism in Eukaryota, Fungi, Ascomycota, Eurotiomycetes, Eurotiales, Aspergillaceae. Gene Ontology annotation, cellular component: cytoplasm.
AUGGCAACGCCAACGGGCGACAGCGCCAAUUUUAGUGGCAAAAAGCUCAACGUCCUAGUUUAUUCUGGAAAUGGAACCACUGUUGAGUCAGUCCGUCACUGCCUCUACACCCUCCGCCGCCUGCUCGCUCACCACUAUGCCGUCAUCCCGGUGACGGGUGAUAUGCUCCUUAAAGAGCCAUGGAUUACCACGUGUGCCAUGCUGGUCAUGCCCGGCGGUGCGGAUAUGGGAUACUGUCGCACACUCAACGGUGCGGGGAAUCGACGCAUCGCGCAAUUUGUCCGCAAUGGCGGGCGGUACCUGGGUCUGUGUGCUGGUGGUUACUACGGAUGCAAGAGGUGUGAGUUCGAGGUUGGUGAUAAGACAAUGGAGGUUGUUGGAGAUCGCGAAUUGGCUUUCUAUCCGGGCAUCUGUCGGGGCGGGGCAUUCCCAGGCUUCGUCUACCAUAGCGAGGCGGGGGCACGUGCUGCAAAGCUCGAAGUGGCUAAGGAUGCCUUGAACACCGGUACGGUGCCUACCAACUUCCGGUCGUACUACAAUGGCGGUGGUGUCUUCGUUGAUGCGGCGUCGCUUGUAGACAAAGGGGUGGAAGUUCUUGCAAACUAUGCUGAAAAAUUGAAUGUCGACGGGGGUGAGGGUACGGCUGCUGUUGUCUACUGCAAAGUCGGCAAUGGAGCAGCUCUCUUGACCGGACCUCAUCCUGAAUUUGCAGCCGCAAAUCUGGACCCGAAGGCGGGCGGGCCUGAAUAUGCCGAUAUGGUGGCAGCUCUCGCUACCGAUGACAAGGAACGUACGGAUUUCCUGAAGGCUUGUCUGUCUAAACUUGGACUUGAAGUCACGCAGGACACGACACCAGUGCCUUCGUUGUCGUCUUUACAUGUGUCCGGAAUCGAUGCCGAUGGUCCCAUGGAUAUCCUGUCGGGUCUUGGAGUCACCUUCACCCAAGAGGGCCAGACCGAGUAUCUCAAGGAUGAGCACGAUACGUUCCGCAUUGAACGUCCUGGAACAUGGAAUCUUGGUGAGCUAGAAGAAUCGCUCCCCGCAGGAUCCUCAGAGUCGAGCGAUGGAAUCAGCGAAGGCAUAAUCGAUUACCAGGCAAUCAUCAAGCGACUUGUGUUUCACGAUGAUUUACCCUCUUCUAAAUUGACUCCAUAUUUCAACCACCAUGCGUUCUAUUCCCACCUCCGCCAAUACCAAUCCGAGUCUAAGGGAGAGGCCACAACAUUCGGCUCCAAUCUCUUAUACGGAGAGGUAGUAACUAGUACGAACACUAUUCUUGAAAAGAACACGAAGCUGCUUCGUCAGCUGCCACAAGGAUUUACAGCUACUGCUACAGCACAGAUUGCUGGACGCGGACGCGGGUCUAAUGUUUGGGUCUCACCAGCAGGUUCUCUAAUCUUUUCAACUGUGGUACGCCACCCAAUGGACAAAAUUCAGUCGGCACCGGUUGUUUUCCUUCAGUACCUAUCAGCCAUGGCAGUAGUCAGAGGAAUCAAGAAUUACGCCAACGGCUACGAGAAGAUACCGGUCAAACUAAAAUGGCCGAACGAUAUUUAUGCACUAGAUCCAGAUGAUCCCGAACAGAAACGGUACACAAAAAUCUGCGGCAUUCUUAUCAACUCCCAUUUCAUGUCAAACGAGUACAUCUCCGUUGUCGGUAUCGGCGUCAAUGCUACCAACGCCUCUCCGACAACUGCGCUGACCACUCUCGCCGCACGCUACGCUUCACCAGGCGCUGCUACCGCUUCACCCGUCACGCUCGAGCGGCUCCUAGCUCGCAUCUUGACCACCUUUGAAUGCCUGUACACACGCUUCUUGCGCACAGGCUUCGAUCGAGGCUUUGAGGCUAUGUAUUAUGACGACUGGUUACAUAUGCACCAGAUUGUCACGCUGGAGGAGGAGGGCGGUGCUCGCGCUCGCAUUCAGGGUAUCACCCGCGAUUGGGGUCUUUUGCUGGUCGAGGAGUUGGGGUGGAAUGAUCGUCCUACAGGACGGGUGUGGCAGUUGCAGAGUGAUAGUAACAGUUUCGACUUCUUCCGUGGACUAGUGAAGCGGAAGGUGUAG